UGGCCCAGCCCCCAAGAGGUGGGCCUCUGAAGGGCAGGAUGAGGCAGCCAGGAGGGUUUGUUUAAAGGGAAAGAAGAAGAAGCGACCGGACUCUCCGGUCCCCACACUUCCUCUCGACCUGCCGUGGCUGCCACGGCAGCUGCCUGAACACAGCUCUCAAAGACCAUGAGGGACAACAGAGGAGCCACGGAACACCUCCUCAGGUUGGGGUGGAAGUUCUGGCGCUUGGGAAUCGGCAAGGCACUUGUCCCGCUGCAGAGGGCCUGGAAAGCCUUCUCCCAGCCUGUCCCAGCCAGCUGCGGUGACCUGCUGAUUCAGCUGCUCCUGUGUGUUUCCCUGGCUAGUGUCACCGCAGGCCUGGUUCAUCACUGGCUGAUCUCUUCGCAGCUUUAUCCUCGGGGACCCCCUGCCCUGGUGACCACUGUCUGUGGUCUCCUGGUCUUCCUGAGCCUGGGCCUGGUGCCCCCCAUACGCUGCCUAUUUGCGCUCAGUGUGCCUACCCUGGGCUCCGAGCAGGGCCGCCGGCUACUCCUGUCCUACAGUGUGGCCAACCUGGCUGUUGCUGUGGUGCCAAAUGUCUUAGCCAACGUGGGUGCCGCUGGGCGAGUGCUGAGCUGUGUUACUAAGGGCUCGUUGGAGAGUCUGCUUAACACCACUUAUCAGCUGCGCCUGGCAUCCCAGGCACUGGGCACAGUCGGCCAUGCUGGCGGCCGGAGCCUGGCGUUUGAGGCACAGGGCAACGGUUCGGUCUUCCGCCUUCACAUGCGCACGGUCACUCAGCAGAUCCUGGAGGACUUCUCUGGCCUGGAGUUCCUGGCUCAGGCAGCCCUGGGGGUUCAGCGGGUAGUCACCGGGCUGUUGAUGCUGGGCCUCCUGGGCGAGUCUGCCUGGUACCUUCACCGCUACCUCACUGAUCUGCGCUUCGACAAUAUCUAUGCCACUCGGCAGCUGGUUCAGCAGCUGGCCCAGGCUGGUGCCACACAUCUGCUGGCCUCUCCACCUCCCUGGCUGCUCCAAGCGGCCCAGCCAAAGCUGUCGCGUGAGGAGGUGCUGAGCUGCCUCCUCAGGCUGGGACUACUGGCACUGCUCCUAGCAGCUACGGCUGUGACAGUGGCCACAGACUAUGGGGCCUUCCUCCUGGCGCAGGCAGCUGUGGCCUGGGCUCAGAAGCUGCCCACUGUCCCCAUCACACUCACAGUGAAGUAUGACGCCUCCUAUAAACUCCUAGACUUCAUCCACUUCGUCCUCAACCAGCCUCCGGUGGAGAGCGUGUUUGCCUCGGCACAGCGCUCCUUCCAGUGGGAGCUGUACUCCUUGCCCCACGACUGCCACCUGCCUCGGGCUCAGCCGCCCCGCGUCACGGUCGCGCUGGCCGCGGGCGCCCUGCAGCUGCUGGCGGGUGCCACCUUAGUGCUGCAGGCCUACGCUUGGCGCCUGCGGCAUGCCAUCGCAGCCUCCUUCUUCCCGGCCCAGGAAGCCAGGAGGGUUAGCCACUUGAAGGACCGGCUCCAGAGGAGACACGACCGGAGUGACCGCCUGGACAGACAGGCCUGCACCAUGGGCACCUGGGAACCCAGGGAAGCCGUGAGGGGACGAGAGCUCCGGAGUCACAGGGACCUCAGUCGCUUGGCCCCUCUUUGGCCUCCGUGGACCUUGGGUAGGUCACUGCAAGUCUCGGAGCCUCGCUUUCCGUAUCUACAUGAUGAACGUGCAUGGCAACCUUGAUCUGCUUUUCACGUGGGAUGUGCUGAAAUCAUGGCGAGCGGAAGGCAUGGAAGAGUAGGGAAGGCGCCUGCGCAGUCAAGAGGCUGGGAAGCCUGGGAGGACCAGGACAGCUCAGUUCCUUCCCGCUAGAUGGAGAAAUGACCUGGUAACAUCCACAUGGAGAUUCUGCCUGUGGGUUUACCUCAGCACUCCUCUGACUUAGAAGUCUCUGAAUCCUCAGAAUUUACAGUAAUCGAAAAGUUUGAGUUUAUAAAUGAGUAUAUUUAUUAAGUAUAAGAGUAAAUACUUUUGCUAUUUCCUGUUCCUUUGGGGCCUUUCUGUCUAGACUUACCAAGUUUAGUAAAUAAAACCACAAGAUGCUCUGUGGUGAUAUGUAGUGUACCCUAGUAAAAUAUGCCUGCAGAUCAGAGAACACAACAAGCCACUAGAUUAAACAUAGAUGCCAGGCAGUGGUGCUGUGGGAUGUUCUGUAUGGCAAAUGUGUUGCUCUGAUUGUUCAAUACUUAAAACACUGAUUGGCCCAUGGCUAG
Peromyscus maniculatus bairdii (prairie deer mouse) is the source of this 2255-nucleotide messenger RNA. It is a transcript of the gene Ocstamp, whose product is annotated as osteoclast stimulatory transmembrane protein. The record is from RefSeq and is a predicted model, not a curated record. NCBI's taxonomy places the organism in Eukaryota, Metazoa, Chordata, Mammalia, Rodentia, Cricetidae. Gene Ontology annotation, cellular component: membrane.